Ceratitis capitata (Mediterranean fruit fly) is the source of this 883-nucleotide messenger RNA. RefSeq lists its product as hypothetical. Lineage: Eukaryota; Metazoa; Arthropoda; Insecta; Diptera; Tephritidae. The record is from RefSeq and is a predicted model, not a curated record. The coding region runs from base 367 to 822 and encodes 151 amino acids. The transcript is spliced from 2 exons.
UAUGUAUAUAUGCAUGUAUGAACUUUUGUAUGUGAACUGAAAAUUUUGGAUUUGUAUUCAACGAAACGUCAUUCAUACAAAAAUGUGCAUAGAAUAUUAAUUAAUGUUUAAAAUGUAAAUCAUCCCCACAAAAGACGUACACACAUAUAAAUAUAUGUAUCUAUAUAUAUAAAGCUGCCGUUUUGGGCAACCACUAGACGAGCCCGCGUAAUAGUGGCUGCGCAAUGCAUUUUGCAACUAAUUCAAUAUAUUUUGCAAUAAUUUAAAAGACAAUAUGAUAUCCAAAGCUUACGCGCAAUUAAUUGAUUUUAAGAAAAUUCAGUUCAAAUACGCGCACUGCAGGAAGCAGUUAAGCCCAGAAGCAAAAUGCAAAAUAUUAACCCUAUUAGUGUGACAGCAUUUUUGGCGUGUUUACUACUUUUGCAACAACAAAGUGCUCACGCCUUGCUACAUGACAUCCUGGACAUUUUGGAUUUACAAAAUCUUGACUUGGCCAAUUAUGAAUAUUUUCGGAAUUUACCCUCGCAGAAUCCAAAAACAGCGCCACAAGCUAAUCUAUUUCUGGAGCACUUUCAAAAGAAGAAAGCAGUUUUGGAUUAUAUAGAGCAUUUGUUUUUGGGUACAUCACCAUUUACACAGAAGAGUGAAAUACCAUUUAAUCCACACUUUGGACGUGCAUGGCGUCCAUAUUUCGAACGUCGUUAUGGCAAGCGCGGUGCUAAUUUGGUAGAUAUGUUGGGACGAGGAUACUCUCUACAACAGUUACGCCAACAAGGUGCUAUACCACAGGAUUUUGGCACGAUAUACUACCCAACACGUUGAAUAAAUUUAUUGUUCUAAACGCGUCAGAAUUAAACGAAAUUAUUUAUUUUUACUUUACUUA